Messenger RNA from Solanum stenotomum, 343 nucleotides. RefSeq lists its product as uncharacterized. The record is from RefSeq and is a predicted model, not a curated record. Lineage: Eukaryota; Viridiplantae; Streptophyta; Magnoliopsida; Solanales; Solanaceae. The coding region runs from base 5 to 229 and encodes 74 amino acids. The transcript has 2 exons.
GGAUAUGAAGGGCGGGGAGGAAUCAAGCAUGAGCAGUAAUAGUAAUACUAACAACAAUGGCAAAAGCGAAGUGAAGAAGAUGACGAAACCCCCUUUCAGGCCGGCCAAAGAUGACCCAAAGCCACUUCUUCAAGACCCAAUACUGAGAUCAGACCCAAUUGAGACUGAGGAAGCUCUCCUCCGCUUGCCUCCUUUUCCUAUUUCUAAACCCAAAUCUCAAACCCAGUGAUUUUUUUAUUUCUUUGUAUCUUUUUAUUAAUUUUGUAUCUGAUAUGACCCAAUUUAUUUGGGCAAAAAUUGUGUUUCUGUGUAAUUUGAGUGUUCUGCAAAACCUUUUAUAAAC